GUACUCAGCAACAAUAAUGCAAUACAACCAGUAUUUGCCAGUAUCUAUGAAAUCACUGGAAGAUAUAACCUCCUCAUUAGGAGAGUCCAGGAUAACAGGGACUUUACAUAUUUCACCUGUAGGGAAUUGCAAGCUUCACUCGUAAGCAAAGCAUCUGUCAUCAAGGCUAUUGCCCCAAGCCAGCCCUUGAUAUCAGGAGCUGAUAGUGUCAUAGAAGGAAGUGAUGCCGUAUUAACCUGCUCAAGUUCUGGUGGAGUAGAAGCACCAGAUACAAAAUGGUUCACAGAAGGAAACCCAAUAACAGUUGGGGUAGUUGAAAGCCGAAAUACAAAUUGGAAGACCGACCCAGGGGCUACAAGUUCAAGUGUUCUGACCCUAUCAAAAGUGACAAAGGAUCUCCAUGAGAAGAUGUAUGAAUGCAGAUUGAACAACACAGCAACUUCUGAUUUGAAAGCUACCAUCACAUUGGAUGUUAAAUAUAAACCUGGCACUGCUACUUCGCGUGGUAAUGUUGAAGUAAAUGAACAAGAAACUGCUACAUUGAGAUGUAAUCAUCCAAGUGAUAGAGGAAAUCCACGGUCAACAUUCAAGUGGUUUAAGGGAGCAUCUGAUACUCCCUUCACCGAUGAAUCAUCAGCAACCCUGACUAUAAGUAGUGCCACUGUUGAUAAUCAUGAUGACACAUACCGAUGCACACCAACUAACUCAGCAGGGGAUGGAAUAUCUGCUUCAGUUACAUUAACUGUGAGAGCCAAGCCUGCCAUGAGUAAAUACCCAACAGGUAUUGUUGAUGCCAUUAAUACUCAGCCACUGCCUGACAAUGUAAAAUGUAUUGAUAAAGCUAAACCUGGAUCUUCUUACAAAUGGUAUUUAAAUGGAAGUGAAAUAACAGGCUCUAAUUCAAUAUACCAGUACAGUAGUUCAAAUUCAAUGUCUGGGAAAUGGACAACUACAACAAGUUCUCUCAGCUGGAAAAGUGGUUCUUCCGAGGCACAGAGAAAAGCUGGGAGUGGCAGUGUGAAAUGUGAAGCUACAAAUACAGCUGGAGAUGAUGAGAAAACAUUUAAUAUUAACAUACAAUAUAAACCCGGCACUGCUACUUCGGGUGGCAAUGUUAAAGUAAAUGAAGAAGAAACUGCUACAUUGAGAUGUAAUCAUCCAAAUGAUAGAGGAAACCCACAGUCAACAUUCAAGUGGUUUAAGGGAGACUCCAAUACUCCCUUAACUGACCAAUCAUCAGCAACCCUUACUAUAAGUAGUGCCACUGUUGAUGAUCACGAUGACACAUACAAAUGCACACCAACUAACUCGGCAGGAGA
Messenger RNA from Owenia fusiformis, 1319 nucleotides. NCBI's taxonomy places the organism in Eukaryota, Metazoa, Annelida, Polychaeta, Sabellida, Oweniidae. The record is from the annotation of a GenBank genome assembly.